Ascochyta rabiei is the source of this 3858-nucleotide messenger RNA. Its product is annotated as RHO1 GDP-GTP exchange protein 2. Gene Ontology annotation, molecular function: guanyl-nucleotide exchange factor activity. NCBI's taxonomy places the organism in Eukaryota, Fungi, Ascomycota, Dothideomycetes, Pleosporales, Didymellaceae. The transcript has 3 exons. The record is from RefSeq and is a predicted model, not a curated record. The coding region runs from base 1 to 3858 and encodes 1285 amino acids. Gene Ontology annotation, biological process: intracellular signal transduction.
AUGGCCAACUACGGGCACCAGCACGCGGGAGGGCCGCCGCAGCACGCCCAGCCCACGGGCGGCGCCAGGGACGCGGCCUUUGCCAACAUCUUCGGCGCCAGUCCUGCCAUGGCCGGCCGCUCGCAGACCAUGACCUCGCACUCGCACGCCCGCAUCCCCGACCGCGCCGCCACCAUGUCCGCCCAGACGGCCGACAUGAUGCAGCGCGCGCCCCCCAUGCGGCAGCCCGUCAACGGCUACGGCUACGACCGCCGCCCGCCCGCGCCCUACGACCAGCGCACCCCGUCCGCCUACGACCAGCGCACCCCGUCCGCCUACGACCCCCACCGCCCCCAGACCCACGACCAGCCGCUGCAGGGCCACCAGCGCCCCAUGCUGCCCCCCAACGGCUACCACCCGGACCCGCGCUCCUCCCAGCCCGGCCCGCACACCCAGCGCCAGCCCCAGCCCCAGCCCCAGUACCUGCCCCACCCCCUGCGCCCAGACCGCCAGCCAUACGGCCAGCCCCAGCGCUUCGACCCGCGCCCCUCGCCCCCGGGCCAGCCUCCCUUCAGCAAACCCACGCCUUCGCGCUUUCCCGGCCCCGCUGCCCCAGCCAUGAACAACGACCCCUACCGCUCGCAGUCUCUGGCCACCGGCCCGCGCCCCAACUUCAACCCGCCCGCCCACAGCUACCAGUCGCCCGCAAACACCUUCCGCCAGCAGCCCUACAUGAACCACAUGGCCAGGACCACGGCCCAGGGUCGCGUCGUCCCCGAACGCCCGGACGAGCGCACCAUGUCCAUGACCUCGUACAGGGCCGAGGGCGACUUUGGCCCCCAGCAAACCAUGAUGAGCGGCAGGGUCAUCCCCGGACGGAGACGAGAAUCAGACGGCCACGACAUGGCGCCUGGCGAACAGCGCUCUCUAGCCGUUUCCCCGCCCCUCAACCUGGGUCCAGGGACAAAGACCAGGAACGCAAGCCAGGGCAGCAUACCGCAAAUGCGCACCAUGUCCAUGGCCUCCACCAUAGCCCCUUCGAUAGCGCCCUCGCCCUCGGACCGUACAGACACCAUGUCUUCCUCCGUCACGCGCCCCAGCUCUACCCAGACCACCAACAGCAACAACAGAGCUUCAGGCCAGUCCCACGUCGCGCCCGUCGUACCCGCACCCCAGGCGGACAAGCAACGACGCGCUCCCCUUGUCUACCCUGCCUUGUUGUCGCGUGUAGCCACUACCUUCAAAGACAGAGUCCAGAUAUCGGAGAAGGAGAAGGAUGGCCUGGUCUACCAGAGCGCCUUCACCGGCGCGGAUGCCGUCGACCUCAUCGCCUUCAUCAUCAAAACGACGGAUCGCAACCUCGCCCUCCUCCUGGGUCGCUCCUUGGACGCGCAGAAAUUCUUCCACGAUGUGACGUAUGCGCACAGACUGCGAGACUCCACAAACGAGAUCUACCAGUUCCGCGAGACCAUCAUGGAAGAGCAGGCAGAAGUCAACGGUGUCUUCACCCUGCUCACCGAGUGCUACUCUCCAACUUGCACACGCGAUCGUCUCUGCUACUCCAUCGCCUGUCCCCGCCGCCUGGAGCAGCAGGCUCGCCUCAACCUGCGGAUUCAGCCGGGCCUCAAGCGCGAGGAGUCUCGUGCCAGCCUGCACGAAGACACGAAUGACGAGGAACAAAAGCUCUGGAUCAACACCGUGCCCAAGGACGUGGCCGAUAGCGUCUCGGACAAGGAGAAGAAGCGCCAAGAGGUCAUCUCCGAACUCAUGUACACGGAACGAGACUUCGUCAAGGAUCUCGAGUAUCUCCGCGACUUCUGGAUGAAGCCUCUCCGGAACCCGGCAACCUCGCCCAUCCCAGAGCACCGCCGAGAGAAGUUUGUACGCACCGUCUUCAGCAACUGCCAGGAAGUCUACAUGGUCAACUCUCGUCUGGCAGAAUCUCUGACGAGACGCCAACAGAAAGAGCCGGUGGUGCGAAACGUGGGUGACAUCUUCCUCGAAUACGUUCCUCACUUCAUUCCAUUCAUCAAGUACGGUGCGAACCAGCUGUUCGGAAAGUACGAGUUCGAGCACGAGAAACGAACGAAUGCCGCAUUCGCAAAGUUCGUGGACGAGGUCGAACGGAUGAAGGAAUCGAGAAAGCUCGAGCUGAACGGAUACCUCACCAAACCAACGACGAGAUUGGCUAGGUACCCACUUUUGUUGGAGGGCAUCCUCAAGGCUACUGCCGACGACAACCCUGAUAAGGAGGACUUGCCCAAGGUGGUCAAGAUGAUCAAGGACACGCUUUCCAAGGUCAACGUCGAGUCGGGUAAGGCUGAGAACCACUUCAACCUGAUGCAACUCAACAAGGACCUCAAGUUCCGCCCGGGAGAGUACGUCGACCUGAAGCUGACCGACGAGAACCGUCAAUUGGUCUUCAAGGGUACGCUGAAGAAGUCGCCAACUGAGACAACGGGCGACAUCACGUGCUACCUCUUCGACCACGCUGUUUUGCUUGUUCGCACCAAGACCGUGAACAAGCGCGACGAGCAGAAGGUGUACAAGAAGCCGAUACCUCUCGAGCUGCUCGUCAUCACCCAAAUGGACGACAUCAUACCUCGUUUGGGCAUAGCGAAGAGGCCCUCGGGCACAACGUUGAUGGGCGCUGGCGCAAAGGCCAUUCAAGCCGCUGCGCCGAGAGCUGACCCAAACAAGCAGCAAGGCUAUCCGAUAACGUUCAAGCACCUCGGAAAGGGCGGUUACGAGAUGACGCUGUACGCCAGCACCCCCAUCUCCCAGCAGAAAUGGAUGGAGCACAUUGAGUCCCAGCAGCGAUCGUUGAGAGAGCGUAGCAACAUCUUCACAAAGACCAUCAUCAACGAAGGCUUCUUUUCUGCAGCCAUCAGGGUCACCUGUGCUGUGCCUCUGGAUGGUGGUCGCAAGCUGGCUCUGGGUACAGAUGCGGGUGUCUACAUCGUAGACCGCAAGCCCAAGGACGCCUCGAUGCGACCCAAGCGAGUCCUGGAUACCAAGGGUGUCACACAGAUCGAUGUUCUUGAGCAGCAUCAGAUCCUACUCAUACUUGCUGACAAGACUCUGUACUCGUACUCGACCGAAGCACUGGACCCGGACGAAGCGCAAGCCGCAGCCAAGCGUCCCAAGAAGAUAUGCCACGCCAACUUCUUCAAGUCUGGUGUCUGCAUGGGCCAACAACUCGUGGCGUCUGUAAAGACGUCGGCAUUGUCGACUACUAUCAAGGUCUUCGAGCCGAAGGAGAACAUGGCGAACAAGGCCAGGAAGUCCGGCUUCGCCAAGAUGCUCGCCCAAGGACAGGAUCAGCUCAAGCCCUACAAGGAGUUCUACAUCCCAACCGAAUCGUCAUCGAUACACUUCCUGCGCAGUAAGCUAUGCGUUGGAUGUGCUCGUGGCUUCGAGGUCGUCAGCCUUGAGACCCUGGAAACACAAUCCCUCCUGGACCAGGCCGAUACCUCACUUGACUUUGUGGUGCGCAAGGAGAACAUCAAGCCCAUUCACAUUGAACGCAUGGCGAGCGAGUUCUUGCUCUGUUACUCGGACUACUCCUUCUUCGUCAACCGCAACGGGUGGCGAGCCAGACCAGACUGGAAGAUUACGUGGGAAGGCAACCCGCAAUCAUUCGCCAUCUUCACACCAUACAUACUCGCGUUCGAGCCUAGCUUCAUCGAGAUACGGCAUAUGGAGAGCGGUGGCCUGGUGCACAUCGUCACGGCGAAGAAUAUCAGGUGGCUGCAUUCAUCUACAAGAGAGAUCUUAUAUGCUUACGAAGACGAGCUGGGUAACGAUGUUAUCGCCAGUCUCGAUUUUUGGCAAGCGGCAAACGGACCUGCGCACAAGCAACUACUUGAGGUACGGUAA